Molecule: messenger RNA, 432 nt
Organism: Moneuplotes crassus
Lineage: Eukaryota; Ciliophora; Spirotrichea; Euplotida; Euplotidae
Source: the annotation of a GenBank genome assembly
ACUAGUUUAAAAGUGACCGUAUUAAUGAAUUUUAAACAGAUUGAGAAGUUUUAUACUAAGAUUAGUAGGAAGGAGAAGAGGAUUAGGGUUUAUUAUGAUCCAAAAUUUGCAGCUAACGGAGUGAAGGGAAGAAAGCACGCAUAUAUGAAGGAACUUGUAAAAGAGAGACAGAAAGAUCUCAGUAUUUUUGGAAAAGAUCCUUAUAUUAGUCCCUUGGAAGAGAGGGACAAGUUCCUUAAAGACCUCAAAAUCUAUAUGCAAAAGGGAUUCAAGCAUCAAUUUGAUGAUUAUCAGGAUGUUUCUGGAGAGCCAGACUCACCAGUUUUGUUUGAAACAUUUCAGAAUCGAGCUAAAUCAUUAGAUAGUUCAAACGAAAAGCUAUUGAUUGAUUUGAGAGGCUUUACUGGUAAGGUAAGUUGUUCUAAAGUUUAA